AUGCCUCUCUGGUCGUUUACAGAACUAAGCAACCUGAUGGACAUUGUAGCACUGUGGGAUACUUUCAAGCACAUUACACUUGAUGUAGCUUCAGAUUUCAUUGGCAAAGUUCUUGCUCACAUCCUGAGAUGUAUCAGAGAUUAUCUACUGAGGCACCAGAGGCCAGAACAAUCCAGAUUCACUCCUGGUUGGUCUGCAAUAUAUCUUAUCACAGUGCUACGAGUCUUUGUAGAGCACCCUUGUGAGUCUGGUCAUGGACUGUUUGCAGCCUACAUUGACCUCAAGAAGGCAUUUGACACAGUGCAUCAUAAAUCACUCUGGAAGAUCUUGACACUAAGGGGAAUUCCAACAAGGAUUAUUGGAUUAAUAUCAAGCCUGUAUACUGAUACUGAAAAUGUUGUGAAGUGUAGUGGGGGCCUGUUUAGCCUCUUCCCUAUGAAUUCAGGAGUGAAGCAGAGCUGUGUUCUUGCACCAACAGUUUCCAACACUUGCAUGGAUUGGAUACUGGGCAAAGCUACUAUCCAAAAUCAUUGUGUAUCAACACUGGCUAAUAUCAUGGUCACUGAUGAUGUUGCUUUCCUGGAGUCUGAAAAACCUAGUGGUGGCUCUAGAUGCAUUUACAAAUGA
Molecule: messenger RNA, 627 nt
Organism: Penaeus monodon (black tiger shrimp)
Lineage: Eukaryota; Metazoa; Arthropoda; Malacostraca; Decapoda; Penaeidae
Exons: 2
Coding region: 1-627 (208 amino acids)
Source: RefSeq, a predicted model, not a curated record